AUGCCUCUAAAUAAAGAUCCCUCGGCGAGUCUGGAUGACCAACUCAUCUCAGACGAAGCCACCACUCAAGAAAACUCUCCCCGCCGACCUUCCCCCCAGAAACCCCAAGUGUUUGACACGACCACGAACGAUUUGAACCGUGACCCGACAUCUCAGUCAGAGACCCUUCCCAAGCCCGUCCAUCAAGAAUCUCUUCGUAUACCUGGCCAGUCGGCGGUUGUCUCCUGGUUCAACCAGCAGCACCAAGAAACCAUCCUGAGCCACGAUGUCGCAAGCGCUUUCAUCCAGCACGACGCCAAACCGAAGAACACUGCUUUCUUUCGACUCCGAGUCAAAGUCGGCCAAACUUCACGGCGCACCGCCAAGCACGUCUACCUCUUCAUACCCCCCGAACACAUUCAAUCACUGUCUCUUCAUGACGAAACCGACACGCCGCAGGCUGGAUCCAAAACAAAGGCUGCUAUUCGCAGGGCAGUGGGCACGGCUGGUGUAUCAUGCUUGUCCUUUGAGAUGCGGAAGCCUUGCUUGUUGGUCGGCCCCAAGGAUCUAGACCAUAGCGCUCAAAGCAAUGAAAAUCAAUCUUCCCAUUUCGUGAACAUGCUAGACACCGUAAAGCAACUGUCCUCGCAAAGAACCUUUGUUGUGUAUCUCCCUCGCACCACUAUUCCCAAUGGCCCGCUGCUGUCCUUGUGCCAGGCGGUGUCGUCUCCUGGUCUUUUGGCCUCCGACCCGACCUUGAAUGAUAUCAACGGCCUCUAUGGAGGCCGAGGCGGCGUAAUCAUCGGGCAGAGAUCGAAUGAUGCUGUCAUUCCUCCAGCACAUCGCUUUGAGCCCCAACAUGGACCUACGGACGAAGGACUACCUCCCGCUUACGAACACACCGGCCCUGCUCCUCCGCCCGUGUUCACUGCCCUGCAUAAAGGCCAAUUGCGGCAAGCAGGGAGCAAGCGCCGACGAACAGCCAGCUCAGAAAUACCAACACCUGCCACCUCCUCCAAAUGUCCGGCCAUCGCAGUAGAGCAGCCAUCAUCCACCACCCUCGACAUGAUCAUGGCUCGCAUGGAGCAAGGCUUUGGCCAAAUCAACACACGUCUCACCGAUAUAGAACUCCGCAUAGGCGGCAUCGAGUCCCGCUUGACACAGCUGGAAUCCCAGUCCUCAAGACACCCGCAAGACGAAAACCUAGAUGAUUUACGAUACGAUCUUGAGAGGCAGAUUGGAGAAUUAAGAGAAGAAGCCGAAGAUUUACUGGAGAAUAGAGUCGAGGAGGGCAUUGCGGAUGCAAAGAGAGAGCUGACGGAUUAUAUGGAGGAUCAGGUGGAUGAUGCAAAGGGAGAUAUAAUGCGCAAAUUGGCAGAAUCUUCUGUCCAAUGUUCGAUCAACUUUGACUUUAGAUGA
Molecule: messenger RNA, 1398 nt
Organism: Clonostachys rhizophaga
Lineage: Eukaryota; Fungi; Ascomycota; Sordariomycetes; Hypocreales; Bionectriaceae
Source: the annotation of a GenBank genome assembly